CGUGUCGUUUCUUUUGUUCCGUCUGUUCUACCGCUCUUCCCGCCCACACUUUAACCGCCGCGGUUAUUAUCCCCGACGGGUGCGUGAAGCCACGACUUCAGCCACUAUCACCAUCACGGAUGACUGAUGCGCCUUAUCACUACGCUGCAAAACGGUCAUGCACCCGCGUCCCAUGUGUGUAUCUCCGCACAUUGUACAACGGCAGACCUACAGACACGCACACGCUCGUGAAGCGGCUUAAAGGUAUCGCCCAGAUUCUUUGUAUCUCAUUUCGAUUGUAAGCAUCCGGAGCUUCUGGUGUAGAAAGCUCAGACGGCGAUGCGGAAAUGAAAAGUCGAAGUUGCUGUGUGAGAGAACAGGUGUACAGAUUAACCUGUGCUCACUGCGAUAGAAGAUUGCACGACCGGUGGACCGACCGUGAAACAAGGGUGGCUCGUGGUUGUGAACUGAUAUACCACACAGCGAAGGAUACUGAGAGAUAGACUCGAGGGAAAACUGUGGUGGACUUAGAAUACCGAGACCAUGGAUAUUGCGCAGGAGUUGACGAACCUAACAGGGGAAGGUUGCGACGUACGGGAAGACUCCCUAGGGCUAACGAUAGCCGUCUCCUUGCUGUAUGGUGUCGUGUUUGUCCUGGCGCUCAUUGGUAACAUCAUGGUCAUCACGAUAGUCUAUGUCCGCCCUAAGCUACGCAGCGCUUCCAAUGUCAAUCUGAUCAACCUGGCCUUUGCCGAUUUGUGCUGCUGCGUCGGACUUCCUUUCUCCCUGGUAAGCGAGAUCAAAUCUACCUGGAUAUUCGGCGAUGUAGUCUGUGUUCUGGUCGCCUUCCUGACUCUAUGGGCCUGCACGGCUAUAGUCAUGAUCCUGCUAAAUAUAUCCAUCUACAGAUACUUUGUGAUAUCUCGUGCGAGAAGUGAGAUUGUCAAGGUUCUACGAAAACGUACAGUUCGUAUCAACGUCUUGGUAUGGUCGUUGUCAGCUGUUUUCAGCGCCCCACCAAUCAUCGGCUGGGGUAGAUACCGUGCCUGUGUGGGUUUACCCAGUUGCUUCCUGGAUCUACCGAGCAGCAGAUCCUACAUCAUCUUCUUCAUCCUGUUCACCACCCUCAUACCGUCCGUUCUCAUGAUCUUCUGCUACGCUCGGAUCUGCGCCACCGUUCGGAAUAGCUCCAAGCGAGUCAAGAACACGGCCCAGGCCCUGUUCCGUGCCUCUACCAUCCUGACGGAGAGCGUUGUGUCCGAGUCCGGAGACACCAGGAGGAGUCGGUGCUCCCUAAGGGACGUGGAGUUCCUACCGCUCCCGGUCAGAUCCCACCGUGGCUCAGACUCCGGUAUCAUACAGGCCUCCCGCUCAGAGAAGCGGCUCUCUAUAGUCUCCUACACCUCCGUCAUCGCCAACAUGAGACCUGAGGAGCUCCGUCUAGGUAAGUCUCUAUUCCUGGUCUUCGUGGCGUAUCUUCUAUUCUGGUCACCGGUCGUCAUCAUCAUGUUCAUAGCGGCUUUCCUUAACCCUACUCCGGUCCACGGUCUAUGGGUGGCUAUGCAGCUCUGCAUGUACAUCCACGCGGCCGUCAAUCCGUUUGUGUACGGAUUACUAACAGACCCGUUCCGCUGUGUCAUCAACACCGCCAUGUCGUGGGGGAACAAGACCCGAGCAGGGAUCAGGGACAACGGUCUGAAACGGCCCUCCAUCGCCACCAUGGAUCGGUUGAACGUAGAGAGUGACACCUACAUGGACAGGAGUAACAGUGACAGUAAGAACUGUGAGCGCAUCAACCUCAAGAGAUUAUCCAUUCCGGAGAGUUGUCAUCCAGCUCGUCUGUCGCUUUCAGCCUCAUCGUUUUAGCGUCUUUUUCUCCAAUAUUAUGUGAACUAUUUAAAUAAUGUUGCUAAAGCCGUGUCCGAAACGGGCGUCGAGAGCUACGGCUAUGUCUGUUGUCAGUAUGUCGUUUUAACUGACGAAGACCUCUUAAGUUAUAAAAGGCGAUAGCCCUAGCCACGAGAUUCAGACACAGCCUGAGCUUCUUACCCACGUCUUCUCAAUCAGAUGCCAGUUUUGAAUGUGAUUUAAUGUCGCCUUCCAAUCUUGAGUGCAAUCAGAGUUUCUCCUUAAGAUUGUAUAUCAACCUUCACGUUUUACAUCUUAUACCUCAUGUGGCUGUGCACUGUACUAUAGGUUAUCAUUCCUGUGUCUUCUGUGAAGAAUUUCUAUAUACUGCCCGAAAUGUCGAGAAGACAAUUAUCUACUGGUUCUUCGGGAACAACAGAGGAGAUUAACCUAUCAGUAAUGUCAAACCUAUGCCAUUCAGCUUUGCUUAAUUCCUAUAAGUCUAUAACAACAAACAACAAGAGUUACAGUUAGAAAACUUUUUUUUAAAAAUUAAAUCGUGGUUUAUCAUGCACAUGUAACGAAACAAGGACUACAACAUGGUGACCAAUAACCAUUUUCGGAGACGACAAAUCUUGAAUGGCAAUGUAGAACCUGAAAUGUGACAUGCAUAAUCUUGAAAAAAUAUUUUGAAACUUACAGUAGAAAAAUGAUGGAUCAAAUGCACCUUUCUGGUAAAAUUGUUUAAGACCAGAAAAAAAAUGUGCCAUUGGAAACUUACAGUAGAAAAAACCUCGAAAAAUCAAAGUGUAUCUUCUGCAAAAAUGGUUAAGCCCUAAAUCACGACAUUAUUUUUAACAAAACAUGUAUGCCGAUGGAGCCAGUUUUAAUGGCAAAUUCAUCUUUAAAAAUAUCUCGACUUAUUUUUGAUACAUCGCAUGCACGUCAUCUUAUUACCCGACACGCGACAUGUAAACACAUUACUGUCAUAGCAUGAUGAGUUGCUUACACAUUUCCAAUGUUACAUUUUGAGAUGUUGAUUUCGUGCCUGUAUAAGUCGUAUAUGUAUUUUACCAUGUCAGGCACAAUAAUAUUGUCGUAUCGUGUGGCGUGUCUGUUCGAAUAAUGACCGGGGCACGAGACCAAAUGCUUUGUCGAUCGAAUGUAAAACCCAUUACUUUUCAUCCUCGACUUACUCAUAAUGCUUGGUGUGUAUUUAUACUGGCAGAUAUGUGUCCUCUCUCUGACAGCUUGGUCAAUAACUUUGUCAUUAAGUUGUUAAGCAGAGGAAUGCACUUUAAAUCGGUUUGGCUGAAACGGAACCAAUCUGGUAAACAGUAAUGCUUUCAUCUGUUGAUCUUGCUGAAGAGGACCUUUUUAUCAUAAACCAUCUUAAUGAGAAAAACACGAGACACUUCGCACGCGUAAUAAUGCACCAAGAAAUUACAUUUAUUUUGACUCUCCGAAAAAAAAUAUUUGCAUAGUUGUAAAGAUAAUUGAUGUUGUUUGGCCCUUUGUUUUCUCCCAUUAGAAAUAUUUAGAACGAAUGUUGAAUCUCCCAAGUCUCGCAAAUCAUCUUUACAGUUAGAGUCGUCCUUUUUGUGGAAAAGAGGAUAAUUAUCACUUACUUAAUUCCAUUUCUCGUAAUAAAAGCAGAGUUCGUCAAACAUGGCAAAACAUUCGCUUACUUUGAAAGUAGCUUGUUGCAAUUUACCACCUUUCUAACUUAUGUACAUUCCAAUGUAUAAAUUAAAAACAAAAACAUUAUGAAAAAAAAUCAUAUGUAAGCUCGAGGAAAAAAAGGAUAUAAAUAUUACGAAUCAUAAUUAGAAUUCAGUUCAACCAAAGCUGUCAUCAAGAUAUCCUUGAUUGUAUUUUAUUCCACGAAGUGCCUGUACAGAAAGUGCAUCUUCAAACUAGUAUAUUUCUUUGUAUGAGUACACCGGGGGAAAAAACAGAUAAGGAAGUUUUAUCGACACAAUGGUGAAAUUGGGCCCAUACCUCUUAUGCAUUCAUUGUUAAUGAAUAAUAACGUAACAAAAUUACAUAUCCAAGAUGGCCGCUGAAAGCAAUCUGUCUAUAGUUAAACUGCUUGAUUUGCAUUCAGUUAGUGAUGUUUCACCCUUAAUGGGUUGUAAAAAUUGAAACCCUAAGCAUUAAUGGCUUUAAUCUAAUUUUCGACCACUGACUUCCCUCCUUGAGUCACAUUGAACUCUAUAUUUAUAGAAUACCGAGUUUUACUUUGGUGAAUUGUAAUUAUCUUUAUAUUGUAAUGGUGUUCAAAUCCAGAAUUUGCAAAGAUAGACAAUGAAGGAACAUUGAAGUUUGUGGAAUAGUUAUGUAUGACAUUUUCAAGGAGUUAAGUAUAAUACCAUUACGGUGCACACUCCAGACAGCAAAGCCACACCGCAAUUCGAAGUGUAGGACGGUAUGGUUAAAUGCUAAGACUGUUAAAAAUCUGAAUGUGACGGGAGGUGUGAGUGACCAUUUUUUCCACGGUGCGAGAUCGCUAUAAACCAAUCCAGGGACGAUAGCAUAGUACGCUCACGAAAGCCCCCUUGAAUGGCGAAAGCUUAUUGCUAGCUAUUGUACAGAUUAUGAAUCCGUCAUGGGGCAGUUAGCACAAUAUAGCUUGCACAUUGCUUUCACCAUUGGAGGGGGCCUCGUGGGUAGUGAGAGUGUGCUGGGAUUGGUGUGUAGUACGAAUCCGGACACGUGAUCACCGCACACACACGGGGCCCCCUUCAAUGGCGAAAGCACUGUGUAAGCUAGUGUGCAAAGCUACUGCCUUCGCCAUUGAAGGGGGCUUUCGUAUUCGGUGAACAAAAGGCUGACAGAGAUCAGAGCAAAAGACUUAUUAGCGUGAAUUAUCCAUGCACUUCUGUGAUGCUGAGUGAUAUUCAAUGCCGUGCGGUGGGUGAGGACUGUCAGGGAAGGUUUAACAUGAGGAAGUGAGAGUGAAAAUAAAGGAAGAUCGAUUCUUCGGAGAGAGCAGUGAUGCGCGAUACGAGAAGGAGGGACGCAAUGAAGAUGGAUGGAGGAAAGGGGAAUAAGGUUCGCUGAUAGAGGGAAGGCUUUAAGACAUGAAGAUGGAGAGAAGGAAUGAAGAAAUGUGAGAGGGAAAAGCAAAGGAGAACAGUGCCAUUUUAAUUCCGUAGGCUACUUCUUGUUCUUUUGGCAAAAAUGACAAGGGAGGCUGCGAAACUAAUAACCAGUUUGCAGUGACGGUGUAGGUCGGUGCACUCUUGUACAAUUUUCACGUGGGAGGAAAGUGGAUAUUGGAGAUCCUGGCGUCAGCUGUGGAAGACGUUUGGAUGAAGAUGAUUAGGGGGGACAUGAGUGGAGAGUGAAGGAUGAAUUUGUUUCAGAAAGACGAUGAUGGAGGUUGGGGUUGAACUGUUGACAAAACUGUUUAUUUAAAGAGCAAAGUACGGGCAACUCUGCGCUUGCAAAACUUUGCUGUAUUAUGGUAUUGGGUGUUUUGCUUUUACAUAAACAGUGUGUGGCAUCCAUUAACGAAAUUAAUGUUUACGACCGAUAUACAUUAUAAUAUGAACUAUUCACCACCAGUAAAGUUAUUUUUGUGUGAAAUUUUAUGGACUAGGGUAGUGAUGUUGCUUGGCGUGUGAGGUAGUUCACAAGCAUGGCGGGAAUCGAACCUACCCCCUACAGAUUUUGUUUUGCGAGACAUCAUUUGACUGAUGAGGAAUAACAAGAAAACAAGAUGUUCAGUUGUUUCAACUUAAGAAAACGUUUGCAUCAUGUAAAUUUAAAAAAUCCAAAAAAUCUUCGAAAAUAGGCCUCUACAUAAACCGUUAUGUGCUAAUUUAUUACAGAAGGUUUCCGUAAAGUGGAAAACAGUUUAGAUGUUAUAUUUAACCCGUUAAAAAAUGUUCAGUUUGUCAAAGAUUAUAGCAGAAAUCGGGUGAAGCAGCGUCCGAAUUACGUAGCCACUGCCGGCAUGCAGCUAUGGGAAGUCGAUUCGGCCAUUUCCAUAUCCAUAUAGGCGCGUGUGUAAUUGCCGGCCAAGGUAAUUAAGUAAUUCGGGUCGCAGCCUACCUCUAUAGCGAAGAUCUUUGGUUGUGGAGCACUGACCUCUGUUAAAAAAGGAGUGCCCGAUCGCCAUCUUUGGUCACCCAUGACGCAUGCGCAGUAAAUUUGAGGGUUUUUUUUUCGGUUGGUUGAUAUUGUAUGCAUUUUUUUUCAGAGUAAAGGCGGCAUUAACAAAGAGUGUAUUUUUUUUACUGGCUUUUUGAAACGGCCUUUCCAGAGUUUGAAACAGCCUUUCCUUGGACUGGCCAACAUCCAAAAAUGAAUAGAUUAUGAAGGAAAGUGUUGUUUAAAGUCUAAAAAAGCUCAAAUGUCGAACGAUGUACGAGACGCUUUAGUAUGAGAUCCACGAUGGCGAAUGGGUUGCUGCAAGGCGAUAUUAGCAGCCAGUCCAUAGUGUGGAGGUCAGUGGUGAUAAGUGAGGCACAGAAAAGGGGAUGAAAAUCCACAUUAUCUCUGUGAGAUGUGUUUGGGUUAAAUCUGUUGUCCUGGCUCUAUAUGUAAGUUAUAAUGCGCUUGAAGCAUUUGGUGCAUUUAUGAAACUGAGCAGCUACGGAUGUGCUGUACACAAUGUGCUGGAUGUUUGUACACGUACAGGGUGAACCCCCCCCCCAAAAAAAAAUGCAACCCUGAAACAUUUGCUUUU
Molecule: messenger RNA, 6523 nt
Organism: Patiria miniata (bat star)
Lineage: Eukaryota; Metazoa; Echinodermata; Asteroidea; Valvatida; Asterinidae
Product: 5-hydroxytryptamine receptor 1D-like
Exons: 1
Coding region: 523-1845 (440 amino acids)
Biological process (GO): G protein-coupled receptor signaling pathway
Cellular component (GO): membrane; photoreceptor outer segment
Molecular function (GO): G protein-coupled receptor activity
Source: RefSeq, a predicted model, not a curated record